Cuscuta epithymum is the source of this 1772-nucleotide messenger RNA. The record is from the annotation of a GenBank genome assembly. NCBI's taxonomy places the organism in Eukaryota, Viridiplantae, Streptophyta, Magnoliopsida, Solanales, Convolvulaceae.
AAAGAGUGUUCUUUGAACAAGGAACAUUGCUAUAGAGAAAAAUAUCAUGACUUAUUUUUGUAAAAAAUGGAUGACACAGUUCGAGAGUCCCUGACUUAUCAAGACUGCUGGUUUUGAAUCUGGGAGAACGCGGAACACCACAUCGUUAAGCGACUCCCUUGUCCAGUUGUCUCCUCGGGACUUUGGUCGAUCCAUCGUCGCUUUUCUCCUCUGCCGGAAGUCCACAGAUCACGAUGGUUCCGCCGCCGGUGCACUCCUCCCCCAGCUCCCAAUACACCCAGCAAUUCUUGAGCAGCGUCCUCUCCCAGCGAGGCCCGGAGGCUCUGCCCUACUCGGAGGACCUCAAGUGGCUGAUCCGUCAGCACCUCCUCGCCCUCAUCGAGGCGUACCCUUCUCUCCAGCCCAAGACCGGCAUCUUCACCCACAACGACGGCCGCACCGUCAAUCUCCUUCAGGCCGACGGCACUGUCCCCAUGCUCUUCCAGGGCGUGACCUAUAACAUCCCCGUCAUCAUCUGGCUCAUGGAGUCCUACCCGCGUCACCCGCCCCUUGUCUUCGUCAAUCCUACUCGCGAUAUGAUCAUCAAGCGCCCCCACCCGUUCGUCAACCCUUCCGGCGUCGUUGCCAUCCCUUACCUUCAGAAUUGGCUUUACCCUAGCUCUAAUCUUGUGGAAUUAGCUCGCAAUUUGGGGCAUUAUUUCAGCCGCGACCCCCCUCUCUACUCCCAACGCAGACCUAAUCCAAACCCUAGCCCCUCCACGAGCUCCGGUUUUGCAAAUAAUGCAUCAAUUGGAGGAGCUGUUUCUACUGGUCCUGCCCCAGCAAUCCGACCCACCAUACCUCCCCGUGCAUUUCCACAGUCCCCGUAUGGAACUGGCAGUGGUUCUGGGAGGGUAAUGGAUGAUCCUUCCGAAGUUUAUAAGCGCAAUGCCAUUAAUAAGCUAGUUGAGAGCUUCCAUAGCGAUAUAGCAGGGUUGAGGAAGGCCAGGGAAGCUGAUAUGGAUGGCAUGUUCAACGCCCAAUCUGCUUUGAAGCAGCGAGAUAAUCUAUUGCGCCAAGGUUUGAAAGAAAUGCAGGAUGAGAAAGAAGGAUUGGAGCAGCAGUUGCAGAUGGUUUUGAUGAACACUGAUUUACUGGAGGGGUGGGUGAGAGAGAAUGAAGCUAAGCUGAGCAAGUUGGGGAAUGUGGAGGUUGGUGAGGUUUUUGAGCCUUGUGAUGUUCUUUCGAAACAGAUGAUGGAUUGCACUGCCUCAGAUUUGGCAAUAGAGGAUGUGGUUUAUUCGCUGGAUAGGGCGAUACAGGAUGGCGCCAUACCUUUCGAUCAAUACUUGAGGAAUGUGAGGCUUUUGUCUCGUGAACAGUUCUUUCAGCGUGCGACUGCCUCAAAAGUUAGGGCUGCGCAAAUGCAGGCACAGGUUGCUAAUAUGGCUUCUAAGGCAUCCCACUAUGCUUUAUGAUGAUGAAUGAUGAUACAUGCCAAGCAGCCAUUCAGGUGGUAUGCUCCCACCUAUACAUGGGAUUUGAAGGCCAUUGAUAUACAGAUUAUUAUAUUUCCAGUUGUGUGAAUAAAAUGUUAAUGCGCAAUACCUCUAUAGAUGUUCACACCUUUUUGGCAAUAGUGAAAUCAUUUGUACUAAUAGUGAAAUUACAAUAUUUUUCUCCCCAAACAAUUCAUAUUUUUGACUUGCAAUUCGCUUUUUAUAUUUGUCUGUUUAUUUGAAGCAUUAUAUGGUUCUGGUCCAGAUUUGGAAGAUGUUGAAACUAGGUACAUU